AUGGCUGAUAUUAUUUUUAUAGAAAGCAUUUCAUAUAUUGAACUAGAUUUUUCAUUUCUCCUCCCUCAAAUACAACAUCUUUUUUUAUUAUCUGAUUUGCUUUCUUUUUUUUUAAUCUUCUCCGUGUCUAUUACGAUAUUUUUUUUCUCACUAACCUAUAUAGAUACAACCAGAUAUCUAUACUUAUAUCUACAUAUAUACUUAUUUAUUUACAAGAUUUAUUGA
Molecule: messenger RNA, 225 nt
Organism: Phytomonas sp. Hart1
Lineage: Eukaryota; Euglenozoa; Kinetoplastea; Trypanosomatida; Trypanosomatidae
Source: the annotation of a GenBank genome assembly